CUUGACAUUACAUUGUCAUGUUCUCCACCGUAUCUUAUACUGUAUCAAACAUCAAUUGAUUCAUAUCUUCUUUACGAAACAACACGUUAUACCAGCUGCGAAGCCAUGAACGAGUUAACCACAAGCUUCAUUGCACUAAAAUUCGGCCCACGAACCCAUAUUCGUGUCGCAGAGGGGAAACAGAUACCAUACGAGGUACCGUUCUGUCCGUCAAGCAACCUCGCAACGAAAUUGCAAGAUACUCCGCGUUAUCUAUUCCGUGUUUUCUCAGCUGCGUCCGCAGGAGAGAACAGUAGUAAAUGGAUGAAGUCCGUUGACGCGCUGAAGAAUAAUUUGACAGACAUUUUUAAACGGGACGAUACUUCAAGAAUUGCUUUAACUCUCAACGAGCACCUCCGGUGGUAUCAGCGAAAAUCAAACGGAGACCCUUUCAUAUCCUGGACCACUUCGCUUCUUGUCGCGAUCCAGUACGCUAUCUACAAGCAUAAGACGGAAUCUGCCGAACUGGACACGAUUUACCUGUGUGUUAUUGACACCACGUUGUUUCCCAACGGAGUGUUUAUAAAAGACAUCGACCUGAUUGAAGAAUUCCAUGACAUGCACAGAGGCCUCAGCAACCUCCGUAAAAUGCGAAAUACAAAAUACUACUUCGGAGAAUACCUCUCGCAGGGUCAGACCAAUGUUAGUGGCCGUUCAUGUACGGUCUCUUGCGAUAAGAUCAUAAAUAACCACUUAUUUGCCAUGGUGCACCAAUUCAAAGUCGACAUAGAAGACGAAACUGCACUCUGGGCAAACGCAAUAGUAAAGUCUCGAGAGCCGUUCUACAUUAUGGAGCAAGAGGUCAUAGACAAUUCCGAAUUCAGCGGGGCAAUGGCGAUAGCGUCAGAAUUUGGUACGAGAUGGUCUCUGCCUGUGCUAGCCAAUUUACUGGCUCUAAGCCCUCGUACGGCUAGGGAUCCCGCGAACAUAGGCUUCAUAUUGAAGCUGUUUUCUGGUGCGUGCCGGUCAUGA
Trichoderma gamsii is the source of this 1011-nucleotide messenger RNA. RefSeq lists its product as hypothetical. The transcript has a single exon. The record is from RefSeq and is a predicted model, not a curated record. The annotation marks the transcript as partial. NCBI's taxonomy places the organism in Eukaryota, Fungi, Ascomycota, Sordariomycetes, Hypocreales, Hypocreaceae.